This is a messenger RNA of Siniperca chuatsi (mandarin fish), 881 nucleotides long. RefSeq names its product pleckstrin homology-like domain, family A, member 2 (gene phlda2). The coding region runs from base 121 to 537 and encodes 138 amino acids. Gene Ontology annotation, biological process: positive regulation of apoptotic process. The transcript is spliced from 2 exons. NCBI's taxonomy places the organism in Eukaryota, Metazoa, Chordata, Actinopteri, Centrarchiformes, Sinipercidae. Gene Ontology annotation, molecular function: phosphatidylinositol phosphate binding. The record is from RefSeq and is a predicted model, not a curated record.
UUGGUUCAUUCACAACGCCACUCUGGAUUACCAAAGCCUUUGUAGAGAAGCGCCUUCCUCGGGCUCCUCGGACGACACAGCAGGGAAGGAGGGAGCUCACAAACCUGCCCGCCAUAAACAAUGAAAAUGUCAGCGGAGGAGAUCUGCCAGGUCCUCAAGGAGGGAGAGCUGGAGAAGAGGAGCGACAACCUGCUCCAGUUCUGGAAGAGGAAGACGUGCGUCCUGACCACGGACAGCCUCAACAUUUACGCCGACACGCAGAAGCGCUCCAAGGGCAAGGAGCUCAAGCUGCAGUCCAUCAAGAAGGUGGACUGCGUGGAGCGCACCGGCAAGUUCGUGUAUUUCACCAUCGUAACCACAGACAAUAAGGAGAUCGAUUUCCGGUGCUCUGGGGAGGAGAACUGCUGGAACGCAGUGAUCACCAUGGCCCUGAUUGAUUACCAGAACAGAAAGGCCAUCCAGGACUUUAAAACGCGGCAGGACAAUGAGAGCGCGUCGCCCGGACAGCAGGAGAGGCGCAUGGCGAGGGCGCCCUGAACCGCUGUAGGGACUCACAAAGUUAACCACUCCUAAUAUGUGUCAGUGUGGACCAUACAGAAAUAACACGCGGACCAAAAGGAAGACGAGGUCAUCCGGUCUAGAGAUGAAGGAUUGUUCGGGACUGAGCUCUUGUAUAGAGGGGACAUCUGAUCUAAACCGACAGGAGUAGUCAAAACUUUUAAGUUCGCUCUCCUGGGAGGAAUAACUCCUAAAACCAUGAUGUUAAUUUAUUUGUUUCCAGGAUAUGUUGUUACUGGCAAACAGCUUGCGUUGUUUAAAUUAUUUAUCAUUUCAAUGUUGAGUGUGUAUUUAUUUGAAUAAAUCAUGCAUUUUUGACAUAA